AUGAAUCCUGAGAAAUUCACUCACAAGACAAAUGAAGCCAUUGCUACAGCCCACGAGCUGGCCAUUUCUUCCGGCCAUGCCCAGUUCACUCCUCUCCACUUUGCUGCCGCCCUUAUUUCAGAUCCCCACGGAAUCUUCCGGCAGGCGGUUGCCGGAGCUGCUGGCAGUGAAGAGGCGGCCGCCUCCCUUGAGCGGGUUAUUGACAAGGCCUUGAAGAAGCUCCCCUCUCAAUCCCCGCCUCCCGACGAGAUCCCUGCUAGCACCUCCCUCAUCAAGGUAAUCCGCCGUGGGCAGUCCCACCAGAAGUCUCGUGAGGACACCCAUCUCGCAGUCGACCAGCUCAUCCUUGGGCUUCUAGAAGAUUCCCAGAUCCAGGAUCUUCUGAAGGAGGCCGGGGUGACGAUAUCUAAGGUGAAAGCGGAGGUAGAGAAAUUAAGGGGUAAAGAGGGGAAGAAAGUCGAGAGUGCGACUGGGGACUCGACUUUCCAGGCUCUGAAGACGUACGGCCGUGACCUGGUCGAGCAGGCCGGGAAGCUCGAUCCCGUGAUCGGCCGGGAUGAGGAGAUUCGGAGAGUGAUCAGGAUUUUAUCAAGAAGGACGAAAAACAAUCCGGUGCUCAUAGGCGAGCCUGGGGUGGGAAAAACUGCAGUUGUUGAGGGUUUGGCUCAGAGGAUAGUUGAUGGGGAUGUCCCGAGCAACUUGGCUGAUGUGAGGCUGAUAGCCCUCGACAUGGGAGCCCUGAUUGCUGGGGCGAAGUACAGAGGAGAAUUUGAGGAAAGGCUUAAGGCUGUCCUGAAAGAGGUUGAGGAGGCCGAGGGGAAGGUGAUUUUGUUUAUUGACGAGAUUCAUUUGGUGUUGGGGGCUGGGAGGACUGAAGGAUCCAUGGAUGCGGCUAACCUGUUCAAGCCGAUGCUUGCAAGGGGUCAGCUGAGGUGCAUUGGGGCUACCACUUUGGAGGAGUACAGAAAGUAUGUGGAGAAAGAUGCAGCUUUCGAGAGGCGUUUCCAGCAGGUUUAUGUGGCCGAGCCGAGUGUGCCUGACACGAUCAGCAUAUUGAGGGGUUUGAAGGAGAAAUAUGAAGGGCAUCAUGGUGUUAAGAUUCAGGAUCGUGCACUUGUGGUUGCAGCUCAGCUUUCUUCUAGAUACAUUACAGGGAGACAUUUGCCGGAUAAGGCGAUUGACCUGGUUGAUGAGGCGUGUGCGAAUGUGAGAGUCCAGCUCGAUAGUCAACCCGAGGAGAUUGAUAAUCUAGAGAGGAAAAGGAUUCAGUUGGAGGUCGAGCUCCAUGCUCUCGAGAAGGAGAAAGAUAAGGCCAGUAAAGCUCGCCUAGUCGAAGUCCGGAAAGAAUUAGACGAUCUGAGAGAUAAACUGCAGCCACUCAUGAUGAGAUACAGAAAGGAGAAGGAGAGAAUAGACGAGCUGAGGAGAUUGAAACAGAGGCGUGAUGAACUUUCGUACGCUUUACAAGAAGCUGAAAGGAGGUACGAUCUCGCACGAGCAGCCGACUUGAGAUAUGGAGCUAUUCAAGAAGUUGAGUCAGCAAUUGCUAAGCUUGAAGCUAGCGGAAAUGAAGAUGGGAUGCUCACGGAGACUGUGGGACCCGAUCAGAUUGCUGAGGUCGUGAGCCGUUGGACGGGCAUACCCGUGACCCGUCUCGGACAGAAUGAAAAGGAGAGGUUAAUUGGUUUGGCUGACAGGUUGCACCAGAGAGUUGUGGGCCAGGAUCAGGCCGUAACUGCAGUUGCAGAGGCUGUUUUGAGAUCAAGGGCUGGGCUUGGACGGCCCCAGCAGCCAACGGGCUCUUUUCUGUUCUUGGGCCCGACAGGUGUUGGGAAAACGGAGCUUGCAAAGGCUCUAGCUGAGCAGCUCUUUGAUGACGAUAAUCUGAUGGUGAGAAUUGAUAUGGGGGAGUACAUGGAGCAACACUCGGUUGCUCGAUUGAUUGGAGCUCCACCUGGCUAUGUUGGGCAUGAAGAAGGUGGACAAUUGACGGAGGCAGUGAGAAGGCGACCUUAUAGUGUCGUUCUAUUUGAUGAGGUGGAGAAGGCUCACCCAUCGGUUUUCAAUACUUUGCUGCAAGUCUUAGAUGAUGGGAGAUUAACUGACGGUCAAGGUCGAAGAGUUGAUUUCACGAAUACUGUCAUCAUCAUGACCUCAAAUCUCGGGGCAGAGUAUCUCUUGAGGGGACUGAUGGGAAAAUCCACAAUGGAGAGUGCUCGUGAAAUGGUGAUGCAAGAGGUGAGGAAGCAUUUCAAACCUGAGCUGCUCAACCGAUUGGACGAGAUUGUAGUGUUUGAUCCUCUCUCUCACGACCAGCUGAGGAAAGUGUGUCGUCUCCAGUUGAAAGACGUGGCAACCCGUUUGGCUGAGAGGGGUAUUGCUUUGGGAGUUACUGAAACUGCACUAGAUGUAAUAUUAGCCGAAAGUUAUGAUCCGGUUUAUGGCGCACGUCCCAUAAGAAGAUGGCUGGAGAAAAGGGUAGUGACGGAGCUCUCCAAGAUGCUCGUGCGAGAGGAAAUUGAUGAGAACUCGACUGUGUACGUAGAUGCUUCUUUGGAUGGUAAAGAAUUGGCUUACCGUGUGGAGAAGAAUGGUGGACUCGUAAAUGCAGCCACAGGAGAGAGAUCUGAUAUACUGAUUCAGAUUCCGAAUGGGGCGACUCGUUUGGAUGCUGCUCAGGCGGUGAAGAGAAUGAAGAUUGAAGAGAUUGAUGAUGAUGAGAUGGAUGAGUAA
Molecule: messenger RNA, 2733 nt
Organism: Striga hermonthica
Lineage: Eukaryota; Viridiplantae; Streptophyta; Magnoliopsida; Lamiales; Orobanchaceae
Source: the annotation of a GenBank genome assembly